AAACCGAACGGUAAAAGAGUGUACCAACGACGAGCAGCAAAUCUCAGGGAACGUAAACGAAUGAAAUCUAUAAAUGAUGCUUUUGAAAAUUUACGGACAUGCAUACCUGCAACAGAAAACGCAGAUCGUAGACUGUCUAAAGUGGAUACGUUGCGACUAGCUAUACGAUAUAUUAGUUAUUUAUCUAAUGUUAUU
Lottia gigantea (owl limpet) is the source of this 195-nucleotide messenger RNA. RefSeq lists its product as hypothetical. The annotation marks the transcript as partial. The record is from RefSeq and is a predicted model, not a curated record. Gene Ontology annotation, biological process: developmental process; regulation of transcription by RNA polymerase II. NCBI's taxonomy places the organism in Eukaryota, Metazoa, Mollusca, Gastropoda, Lottiidae. The transcript has a single exon. Gene Ontology annotation, molecular function: DNA-binding transcription factor activity, RNA polymerase II-specific; RNA polymerase II transcription regulatory region sequence-specific DNA binding; protein dimerization activity.